Messenger RNA from Rangifer tarandus platyrhynchus (Svalbard reindeer), 900 nucleotides. The record is from the annotation of a GenBank genome assembly. NCBI's taxonomy places the organism in Eukaryota, Metazoa, Chordata, Mammalia, Artiodactyla, Cervidae.
AUGGAUCUUGUACUCAAUAUUGCAGAUUAUUAUUUUUUUACACCGUACGUAUAUCCAGCCACAUGGCCAGCGGACAACAUCUUCCGACAAGCUAUCACUCUCCUGAUUGUAACAAAUCUCGGUGCUUAUAUACUGUAUUUCUUCUUUGCAACACUGAGUUAUUAUUUUGUCUAUGACCAUUUAUUAAUGAAACACCCACAAUUUUUAAAGAAUCAAGUGUCUCGAGAGAUUACGCAUUCUGUCCAGUCAAUGCCGUGGAUGAGCAUCCCCACGGUUUCACUGUUCCUGCUAGAGGUGAGAGGUUACAGCAAACUCUAUGACGGCGUAGGAGAGUUUCCAUAUGGCUGGUUUCAACUCGUUGCUAGUGUCUUGUCCUUUCUCUUCUUCACUGACAUGCUGAUCUACUGGAUUCACAGAGGCCUUCAUCAUAGACUUGUAUAUAAGCGCUUACACAAACCUCAUCAUAUCUGGAAGAUUCCAACUCCAUUUGCGAGUCACGCUUUUCACCCUCUGGACGGCUUCCUUCAGAGUCUGCCUUACCACAUAUACCCUUUUAUCUUCCCGUUACACAAGGUAGUUUAUUUAGGCUUAUACAUCUUGGUCAAUAUCUGGACAAUUUCCAUUCACGAUGGUGAUUUUCGUGUUCCCCAGCUCUUAAAGCCUUUUAUUAAUGGCUCAGCUCAUCACACAGACCACCAUAUGCUCUUUGACUAUAAUUAUGGGCAGUAUUUCACCUUGUGGGAUAGAAUUGGAGGCUCUUUCAGAAAUCCCUCCUCCUUUGAGGGGAAUGGACCUCUUAAUUAUGUGAAGAAAAUGGCAGAAGAAAAGCACAAUAGCCAUGGAGGAAAUGGUUAUAAAAAUGAAAAAUUAUUCAAUGGAGAGUGUACAAAGACUGAGUAG